AUGCCUUUUUUUUUUGCUCCAGCUCCACUUGGUGGUGGUUUAAUUUUACGCAUAAAAACUGUACGUAGAUUUCGCCACUUCUCUUUGCAUUCAGCAGCUGAAAUCAAAAAAAGAAAUCGGGAACUUGCUAUGCUGUACUUGGCUACUAGUGGAACAUUUGUUGCGCUUUCGUUAUAUUUUGCAAGAGGUGAAAGCACAGUCAGAAAAAUUAUCAAGGAAACUACAGAGAUCAUCUGGAAUGUACUGAAAGAUAUUCAUAUGCCUGUACCAACACAAGAUCAAUUUAAACACAUUGCUGAUCGUUUUGAGCUGCUGUGGAACCUUCCCAAUUGCAUUGGUGCCUUGGAUGGGAAGCACAUCCGAAUUGAAAAAUUUCCACACACAGGUUCUGAAAAUUUCAACUAUAAGCACUUCCACUCUACAGUACUUAUGGCAUGUUGUGACGCAGAUGGCCUUUUCACCGUUAUUGAACCGGGUUUUGCCGGACGUAAUAGUGACGGAGGAAUUUUUAAAGCAUGUGCAAUGAACUACUGGAUAACCCAUGGAGGUUUUAACAUCCUUUCACCCUCCCCAUUACGACAUGAUAAAAGGAACACUCCAUUUCCUUACUACUUUGUCGGAGAUGAAGCGUUUCCACUGUUUGUGAAACACACAAUUUGCAAAUAA
Metopolophium dirhodum (rose-grain aphid) is the source of this 666-nucleotide messenger RNA. RefSeq lists its product as uncharacterized. The transcript is spliced from 2 exons. The record is from RefSeq and is a predicted model, not a curated record. The coding region runs from base 1 to 666 and encodes 221 amino acids. Lineage: Eukaryota; Metazoa; Arthropoda; Insecta; Hemiptera; Aphididae.